UCUACCCAUCACCGUGCAGAUAUGGCGGCUGAGAAGGACCAACAGAAGGAUGCCGAGGCCGAAGGGCUGAGUGCCACGACCCUGCUGCCGAAGCUUAUCCCAUCCGGUGCGGGCCGGGAGUGGCUGGAGCGGCGCCGUGCGACCAUCCGACCCUGGGGGCCCUUCUUGGAUCAGCGGCGCUUCUCUCGGCCCCGCAAUCUGGGCGAGCUGUGCCAGAGGCUCGUUCGCAAUGUGGAGCACUACCAGAGCAACUAUGUGUUCGUGUUCCUGGGCCUCAUCCUCUACUGCGUGGUGACGUCUCCCAUGCUGUUGGUAGCUCUGGCCGUCUUCUUUGGUGCCUGUUACAUCCUCUAUCAGCGCACGUUGCAGUCCAAGCUUGUGCUGUUUGGCCGAGAGGUGAGCCGAGCCCAUCAGUACGCUGUGGCUGGAGGCGUCUCUUUCCCUUUUUUCUGGCUGGCUGGGGCAGGCUCAGCGGUCUUCUGGGUGCUGGGAGCCACCCUCGUGGUCAUUGGCUCGCAUGCUGCUCUCCAUCACAUCGAGGCCGUGGACGGGGAGGAACUGCAGAUGGAGCCUGUGUGAGGCAUCCUCGAAGACCAGUCACC
Chrysochloris asiatica (Cape golden mole) is the source of this 602-nucleotide messenger RNA. It is a transcript of the gene RABAC1, whose product is annotated as Rab acceptor 1 (prenylated). Gene Ontology annotation, cellular component: Golgi apparatus. NCBI's taxonomy places the organism in Eukaryota, Metazoa, Chordata, Mammalia, Afrosoricida, Chrysochloridae. The coding region runs from base 22 to 579 and encodes 185 amino acids. The record is from RefSeq and is a predicted model, not a curated record. The transcript has 5 exons.